UUAUAAUAAUUAUAGAAGUUAUAAUUAUAAAUGUCAGCACAAGAAAGUACUUCAGCUCUCUCUCCUGAGCUCCUCGAUGCUAUGAGAGAAAAUGAUUACAGAUUGAAGGAAGAUCAAACUGAUACUGUUUAUCAAGAUGCAAAUCUUACCAGUCCCCAAGAUAUUGUUAAGGGUAAAUUAGAGGAGCUUGAUCACGAGUUAUCAGAGCCACUCAAAAGAAUUCACUCAAUCUGGCUUGCUCGCUCAGCCAAGAACUGUUAUCAAGAGAAGCAUAUCAGUGAUGACUUCACCAACCUUGAGCAAAUAAAGCUAUGCAAGGAAAAGACCAAAGACAAUCUUAUUGGGUCAUUCUAUGCAGAAGCUCAUAGAAGAAGAACAGCCGAUGGGUACACUCUCAAUAACUGACUCUUAGACGCAAAGAAUCAGGUGGAAAAGAUGGCUGUAUGAAUUCAAAGUUAUGUCACUGAUAUUGAGAAAACUAACGCUGGACUGGUCGCUGAUUUCAAGGAACAAUACUCAAAAUACAUCUAAAAUCAAUAUAAUAUUUAA
This is a messenger RNA of Moneuplotes crassus, 549 nucleotides long. The record is from the annotation of a GenBank genome assembly. NCBI's taxonomy places the organism in Eukaryota, Ciliophora, Spirotrichea, Euplotida, Euplotidae.